Molecule: messenger RNA, 1623 nt
Organism: Aureobasidium subglaciale EXF-2481
Lineage: Eukaryota; Fungi; Ascomycota; Dothideomycetes; Dothideales; Saccotheciaceae
Exons: 3
Coding region: 174-1541 (455 amino acids)
Biological process (GO): transmembrane transport
Cellular component (GO): membrane
Molecular function (GO): transmembrane transporter activity
Source: RefSeq, a predicted model, not a curated record
UUGAAAUAGGCGAAGUCUCGGAGAUCAGCGAGGAAGAUAUUGGUUUGUUGAACCGACGAGUGUGCUCAGCUUCGGAUGACUGAUUGACUAUCGUAGUUGCUGCUGAGGGCGAGUACACCGAAGUACAAUUUAAGCAGCUUCGGAGAAAGAUAGAUCGAUACUUGCUUCCUCUCAUGUGGUUGUGUUACGGCAUUCAGCAAACCGACAAGACUGCUCUCGGCACACAAGCAACUUUCGGACUCCGCGAAGAUACUGGUCUCUAUGGAACCCAAUACAGCUGGCUUACUACCAUAUUCUAUUUGAUCUACAUGAUUUUUGAAUUUCCAAGCAAUAUCAUCUUGCAACGCUACAAGAUGGGCAAGAUCUUGUCGUGCUACAUGAUCUGCUGGGGCGUUGUUGUGCUUUGCAUUGGUUUCGCUCAAAACUUUACUCAUUUGGUCGUUCUUCGUGCACUCCAAGGUCUCUUCGAGUGUUGUAUCUCACCAGGCUUUAUUUUGGUCGUCGGCAGUUGGUAUAAGACAAGAGAACAUGCUUCCAGAUCCCUGGUCUUCCAAUCUGCAAACGCAGGCUUUGGCAUCAUCUCGAGUUUGGCAUUGUAUGGUAUCGGCAAGCGUGGCGCUCAAAAUCCGGAUUCUGAGCCUUGGAGAUGGAUGAGCUACUUCCUCGGUGCCAUGACAAUCUGUAUUGGCAUUCUGUGUCUCUUCCUACUCGGUACGCCCUCGGAGGUCAAGUGGCUCACACCGGAGGAGAAACGUAUGGCCAAUGCACGCAUCGUAAGCAAUAACACUGGCCACGACCGUACUGGUGUCAGAAAGUGGCAGUGGAAGCAAGUCAGAGAGUGCCUGAUCGACCCUUGCUUCUGGUUUGCCGGCAUCAAUGCCUUCUUGAGCUCGUUGCCUAAUGGCGGGCUCACCACGUUCGCUCACAUUAUUAACACCUCUUUCGGUUUCACCAAUCUCGAGGUCAUUCUCCUCGACAUCCCUCGCAGCGCUUUCUCGGUUCUCUACUUCGUCGCCAUUGGCCUCAUCACCAGCAAGCGCUCGGGUCUGCGUCUAUAUUUCAUGAUUGUUUCAACCAUCCCACCUUUUGUCGGCUUCCUCGGCAUGGCAUUCAUCCCCAACAACCCUUCCAUGAAGUGGACGAAAUGGGGCAUGUACUUUAUGACAGUGCCCUACGUCAUCUCGCUCUUCCUCGCCUGGUCUUUGAUUCCCUCGAACACCGCCGGCCGUACAAAGCGAACCUUUACCUCCUCCUUCACCUUCGUCGGCUACUGUGUCGGCAACAUGACCGGCUCGCAGAUCUUCAAGGCCAAGGAUGCGCCUUUUUACGUUCCGGGAGUCGUUGGUUGUGCUGUAUGUUUUGGACUUGAGUUCGCGGUCUUAGUCUGCUGGAGGAUUGUGUUGGUGCUGAGGAAUAGGAGACUGGAUAAGACUAUCGCUUUGGACGGGCUGAGUGAAGAGGAAAGAACAUUGAGAGCGAAGAAGAUGGGAGAGGAGGACAAGACGGACUUUGAGAACCCUUAUUUCCGAUACACUCUGUAAGGGCCUGGCAUGACUCUGGAACAGAAGGGAGUAGGAAGAGAUUGUACAUGGAGGUAGUUUCGAUUGUAUUGACGGCACUGUU